AUGUAAAACUAAAAUAUUAAAUCUGUUACAUCGAGAUAGGAUGUAAAACCAAUAAAAGCCAAUAUUACAAGAGAGCAAUUUCAAACUCUAACCAAACUCUAUAACUCAGGAAGAUAAUAAAACAAUAAUGUUGAACGUGAUCGAAAUUAAUAACAGCAAUAAGCAUCUAACCAAUAAUAAUAACAAACAAUUACGCCAAGAAAUAAUACACCUUAAUCAUGUAGAACUGCAUAAGAAGUAUUCAUUUAUAGUAAACAAAAAAAGAUGAAAUAUUUUUUGUAUUAAAAAAGUAAUCUGAAAGAGCAAGGAAAGAUGUAAAAUAAUUCAUAGGUAUUGCCUAAAACGAAAAAUAGUUUACAUCGCAACUUUUCUUAAUUAGAAAAGUCAGCAAGUGCUUUGCUUACACCUUUAAUCUAAACAACAACCACUCCGUAAUCAAAAUAGAAAAAAUAUAAUCUGAUGUCAAUCGAUCAAAGAUUCCCAUCAAAUUAAUUCGCAUAAUAAAUUGCAUAACAAUUGAAAAAGAAGAAUGAAACCAAUAAGAAAGAGAAUUUAAAAGUGAGUUUGGAUGAUUUCAUCACUCAAGUGAGCAGACCAACCAAAACGCUCAUUUCCCCUUUUAAAUAGACAAAGUCUUUGUCACCAUCAACCAGAGUGUAAUCUGCUAAACCAAAAAAAUAAAUCUAUUACGUUUCUUCCUUAGUUGAAGCAUUUAAGCAUUAAUAUCCUUAAACAUGUGAGUAAUAAUUAUUCAAGGAUCAUGCCGUUUAGACAUUCAAUUGUGUUGGUUUCUGCAUGAAUCUUUAAGAAUCAGAUAAAGAGAUCAUUCAAUCAAAAAUAUUAAAUUUACCACCAAAAUUGAAUUGCAAAUAUUAAAAAACAGUAGUUUUUGAUCUUGAUGAAACUUUGAUUCAUUGUAAUGAAAACUAAUCACUAAAGGCAGAUGUAUAUUUACCUAUAACAUUCCCUUCAGGUGAUACAGUCUAAGCAGGUAUUAAUAUUAGACCCUUUGCAAAAUGGAUUCUUUAAGAACUAAGUUAAAUAUGUGAGGUUAUUGUGUUCACUGCAUCUCAUCAAUGUUAUGCUAGUUAGGUGAUUUAAUACUUAGAUCCUAAAAAUUAAUUACUUUCAGCAUAAUUAUUUAGAGACAAAUGUGUUUUAUCACCAGACGGAGUGCAUAUAAAGGAUUUGAAAAUAUUUAAUAGAGAUCUUAAAGACAUAGUAUUAGUUGAUAAUGCAGCAUAUUCAUUUGGAGUUCAUCUGGAAAAUGGCAUUCCAAUAAUUCCAUAUUAUGAUAAUAAGGAUGAUAAAGAAUUGAAGACUUUAUAUGACUUUUUAGUUGAAUAAGUAUUGCCUGCACCCGAUUGCAGAUUAGUCUUGUAAUCAACAUUUAGAUUACGAGAAUUCUUAAAAUAUAAUGAACCAAAGUUAGCUAUUGAAAAACUAUUUUGA
This is a messenger RNA of Paramecium tetraurelia, 1452 nucleotides long. RefSeq lists its product as uncharacterized. The record is from RefSeq and is a predicted model, not a curated record. Lineage: Eukaryota; Ciliophora; Oligohymenophorea; Peniculida; Parameciidae. The transcript is spliced from 4 exons. Gene Ontology annotation, molecular function: phosphoprotein phosphatase activity.